UGCCAGUUUGCUCUUGUCCUCCUUUCUGGUUUUUCUUCUUUCCAUUUUUGUUUUCCUGUAGCGGAGAGAAAUUAGAGACUUGGGUGAGAGUAAAGUUCAGAUUAGGGUUUCCGUCGAUCUCCUCCUCUCUUCUCAACCUAAGGGUUGCUUCGGGAGCUGGUGAGCCUGGGCGUGGGAAGCGGCUGAUGGAGUCGGUCUCGAGAUCGAGCGGCGACGAGGACGAGAUGGGGAGAGCGCAGGAAUCGUCUCGAAGAGUGGAACUCACGGUGAAGGUUGAUGGGAAGAGUAGUGAACAGAAGCCAGGCACGCCAACUACGCCAAGAUCAAAGCAUUCUGCGACCGAGCAGCGUCGGAGGUGCAAAAUCAAUGACAGAUUUCAGAUACUUAGAGACCUGAUACCACAUAGUGAUCAAAAGAGGGAUAAAGCUUCAUUUCUUUUGGAGGUUAUUGAAUACAUUAAGUUUUUACAAGAGAAGGUACAAAAGUAUGAAUCAUUUCCAGGUUGGAAUCAGGAAAAUGAAAAAUUGAUGCCAUGGAGUAGCAAUCAAGGCCCGGGAGAUGGUAUGGUUGAUCCUCCUAACCUUACAAAAAAUGGUUCUCAAUCUGGCCAUUUGUUUUCUGGAAAGUUUGUUGAUAGUAGCAUCCCUGGGGCACCAAUGUCCCUCUCAAACGCACACAAUGUGGCAGAAGCUGAUAUGAGUCCAGGUGCAGUGCUUGUUCCCAUGCAGUCAAACUAUUAUGCUUCUGUUGGAAGGGGAUCUGGUUUUAUGCAACCUCAGGAGAGGGUGAUUUCAGACUCAGAUAAUCCAGUGUCUCAGUCUCAAUCUGAGUGGCAAAGUUCAUCAUGCAUGGCCGAUUGCAAUUUGAGCAGUGAUAUGCUGAAUGAACAUGAAGAGCUAAUAAUUGAUGAGGGCACAAUUAGCAUUUCUAGUGUCUACUCCCAAGGGUUAUUGACCGCAUUGUCACAAGCCAUGGCUAGUUCAGGAGUAGAUCUGUCUCAAGCCAGCAUUUCUGUGCAGAUAAAUCUUGGCAAGGGUGCAAGCAAAAGGCCUACCACUGCUAAUAUGUCCAAUGCAAAGGAUCACUCGGACAAUUCACAUAUUCAUCAAAUAAUGGGAAACUCGGUGCCAGGGAGCAACAUUGAGGAGUCUGAACAAGUGCCAAAGCGGCAAAAAGGCUGAUACCAGCAAGUGACUAUGUUUCAACAGUUUGAAUUUUUUGUGAUCAUCCAACCGAUGAACCUGCAAGGCGUUGCCUCUUGUCCUCGUUGUAAUAGCAUUGUGUAUUCUUUUGUAAUCACGUGAAGCUUUUUCUUGCAGAACCGAGAAGCUAAUUGGCGUGUAUGCUUCUGGUCCUCUCUAUGGAGUCUUGUAACGUCCAAGUCCUUGUAUGAAUCUGUCCUUUUCGACCAUUGGUCGCUGUGAAUUGUACUGAUCGAUUACAUGGCAGUGGUUUUCUUCUAAA
Musa acuminata subsp. malaccensis (wild Malaysian banana) is the source of this 1464-nucleotide messenger RNA. Its product is annotated as transcription factor BIM2. Lineage: Eukaryota; Viridiplantae; Streptophyta; Magnoliopsida; Zingiberales; Musaceae. Gene Ontology annotation, biological process: DNA-templated transcription. The record is from RefSeq and is a predicted model, not a curated record. Gene Ontology annotation, molecular function: protein dimerization activity; DNA-binding transcription factor activity.